Messenger RNA from Lodderomyces elongisporus, 1002 nucleotides. RefSeq names its product omega-class glutathione transferase (gene ECM4). The transcript has 2 exons. The record is from RefSeq and is a predicted model, not a curated record. Gene Ontology annotation, molecular function: glutathione transferase activity. Lineage: Eukaryota; Fungi; Ascomycota; Pichiomycetes; Serinales; Debaryomycetaceae. Gene Ontology annotation, cellular component: cytoplasm. The coding region runs from base 1 to 1002 and encodes 333 amino acids.
AUGUCCGGUAAAAUUGAUAUCUUGAACUUCAGUGACAAAGACGGUGCUUAUAGAAGAAAACCAUCAAGUUUUAGGGAUUUUAUUAGUGCCGAGCCAGGUGCACGUUUUCCUCCAGAGGCUGGCAGAUACCACUUAUACGUUUCGUAUGCUUGUCCAUGGGCUCACCGUACUUUGAUCACUCGUCACCUUAAAGGAUUGACCUCCAUCAUUGGAUUAUCAGUUGUCCAUUGGCACAUGGAUGACAAAGGAUGGAGAUUCCCCACCGAGGAAGAGUUGAAAUCAUUGCACUCAAAAGAUGACGUUUCGUUGGGCACUCCAGAUCACUUGUAUGGAUUUUCUAGAAUUAGAGAAUUGUACUUUAAAGCAGACCCUGAUUAUAGUGGAAGGUUCACUGUUCCUGUCUUGUGGGAUAAAAAAGAGCAAACCAUUGUCAAUAAUGAAUCAUCCGAAAUCAUUAGAAUGUUAAACACUGAGUUUAACAGUAUUUUACCAAGUGAGUACGCAGAGUUGAAUUUGGUACCUAAGGAUUUGGAGAAACAAAUUGAUGAAAUUAAUGGUUGGGUAUACGACAACAUUAACAAUGGUGUGUACAAGACUGGGUUCGCUUCAAAGCAAGAAGUCUACGACAAGGAAUGUAAAAAUGUCUUUAAACAUUUGGACAAGGUUGAAGAACUAUUAAAGCAAAACCACGAGAAGGAUAAGAAGAAUGAGUUUUUAUUGGGAAAUACCUUGACUGAGGCUGAUAUCAGGUUAUUCACCACCAUCAUCAGGUUUGAUCCAGUUUACGUGCAACAUUUCAAAUGCAACAUUGGUAUGAUUAGAUCACACUAUCCCUACCUCCACAAUUGGUUGAGAUUGUUGUAUUGGCACAUUCCGGGUUUCCAAGAGACUACUGAUUUUGGCCAUAUUAAGAAGCACUACACAAAAUCACAUACUAAGAUCAAUCCAUACGGAAUCACACCUUUGGGACCAGUUCCUAACAUUUUGCCAUUAGAUGCAUGA